Acanthosepion pharaonis is the source of this 1176-nucleotide messenger RNA. The record is from the annotation of a GenBank genome assembly. NCBI's taxonomy places the organism in Eukaryota, Metazoa, Mollusca, Cephalopoda, Sepiida, Sepiidae.
AUGGUAUGCUCUGCUUGUUUGUUAUUUAUACCUCUAUCAGUGAAAUUUCUUUUUCUUUUACAGAAAAAAGCAACUGGACAUGACCUUUUUGAACAAGUUGUCUAUUAUCUGGACUUGGUUGAAAAAGAAUAUUUUGGAUUACAGUUUACUGAUGCACAUAAUGUCAAUCAUUGGGUUGAUCCUACCAAACCACUUAAGAAACAGGUUAAAAUUGGACCUCCGUACACCUUUCGUUUUAAGCAUGUCUUUCUCCAUCUUAUUCACCUUUUCUUUGAACCAUUUUUCUUCAUUUUUCUCUAUCUUUCUCACUCUCUAUCUUUCUCACUCUCUAUCUUUCUCACUCUCUAUCUUUCUCACUCUCUAUCUUUCUCACUCUCUAUCUUUCUCACUCUCUAUCUUUCUCACUCUCUAUCUUUCUCACUCUCUAUCUUUCUCACUCUCUAUCUUUCUCACUCUCUAUCUUUCUCCUCUCUCUUUCUCCUCUCUCUUCUUUCUCCUCUCUAUCUUUCUCCUCUCUAUCUUUCUCCUCUCUAUCUUUCUCUCUCUAUCUUUCUCACUCUCUAUCUUUCUCACUCUCUAUCUUUCUCCUCUCUAUCUUUCUCCUUCUAUCUUUCUCCUCUCUAUCUUUCUCCUCUCUAUCUUUCUCCUCUCUAUCUUUCUCCUCUCUAUCUUUCUCCUCUCUAUCUUUCUCCUCUCUAUCUUUCUCCUCUCUAUCUUUCUCCUCUCUAUCUUUCUCCUCUCUAUCUUUCUCACUCUCUAUCUUUCUCCUCUCUAUCUUUCUCCUCUAUCUUUCUCCUCUCUAUCUUUCUCCUCUCUAUCUUUCUCACUCUCUAUCUUUCUCCUCUCUAUCUUUCUCCUCUCUAUCUUCUCUCUCUAUCUUUCCUCUCUAUCUUUCUCACUCUCUAUCUUUCUCACUCUCUAUCUUUCUCACUCUCUAUCUUUCUUUCUCUCACUCUCUAUCUUUCUCACUCUCUAUCUUUCUCUCUCUAUCUUUCUCUCUCUCUUUCUCACUCUCUACUUUCUCCUCUAUCUUUUCUCUAUCUUUCUCCUCUCUAUCUUUCUCACUCUCUAUCUUUCUCACUCUCUAUCUUUCUCACUCUCUAUCUUUCUCACUCUCUUGUCCUCCAUUCCUUCACCAUUCUUCUUUCACUCGCUUUUCUUUUCAUUUUACUCUAG